GGCCACUCACUGGGCUCUCUCAGUUUUCAAGCUGAGCAGGAGCUGGGAUAUUACAUACCCUCCACAGCGGCGCGGUUUUGCCCUGGCUCGGCUGAAGUUUUCCCACAGAUAAGAGGGAAAGGGGUGGGGAAGCAAGACUGCCCUGAGGACACCUCUCUCGCACGACAUGGAGAACAGGCCAUCAGAGACCAACUCAGAGGUGGACAAGUCAGCAUCACCCUCAGUGGCUCAGCUAGCAGGGAAAUUCAAAGAGCAAGCAGCCAAUAUCACUGGAAAAGAGGUACCACCACAUAAGCCAACUCGGAGGAAACCACCAUGCUCCCUUCCAUUGUAUUCCCACAAAUCUGAGACAAAUGACAAUGAUGAGCAAAAGCGGUCUCCAAAUGCUUGCCCCAUUCCUAAGGUCAAGGUGAAAAGCUCCCCCAUGAUUGAAAAGCUGCAGGCCAAUCUGGCUUUUGCUCCAGCUGCUCUGCUGCCGGGAGCAUCUCCCAAAAGCCCUGGUCUGAAAGCCCUGGUUUCUCCGUUCAGCACCCCUCCCUCAACGCCCAGCAGCCCCGGGAUUCAGUCCCAGCCCAGUGAAGCGAACGAGACGCCGGUCAGCUUUGAUCAACCCCCAGAAGGCACUCAGCUGCAAUUCUAUAACAAGGUGCGGACGCGGGGAUCAAUAAAGCGCAGGCCUCCUUCUAGGAGGUUCCGAAGAUCUCUGUCUGAGUAUGGAGAUGGGGAAGAUUUAGGGGUCAACAUCACCUCUCCAGAAAAUGGUGCCAAGGAAGACGGGGAUGAGGUGUUUGGGCCCAAGGACAAGACAGGGGAGGCAGAAACAGGGAGCAAAGAGCAAAAGAAACAGACGGGGUCUGAUGAGAAGCCCCCAUCAAGGAAAGGAUCCAGCAGAUCAGAAGAUGAAGAAAAAGGGGAAAAACAGGCAGAGGAAAUGACUCCUUGCAAGAGUAACAGAGGGGAUACCAAGGAAGAGGAUGUUUGUCAUGGUGCCCCAGGGGAGGAAAACUCUCCCCAGCCUCCCUCUGGAGACAAGGAGGAGAAGGUGUGCGAGAGUCCCCAGGGAGAAGAGCAGCAAGGCACCGCCUGUGAACAGGAAAAGGGGGACAAGGAGAGGGAAGAAGUUAAAACUGAAGCUGAAACUGAAGCGAAGGAGACCAGUGAGAGCACAGAUGCACAGAGAACGUCAGACACUGAAGAAACGCCACUGGCACCUGAACUGCUGCAGGACACAGUGGGCUUAGAGACUGCCAGUGAGGCUUCAACAUCAGCCACGCAGGACCAGGGCACAGCAUAACUGUGGCGCACAGGACCCAAUCAGGGCACAGGAGACCUAACGUGAAUAAGAGCCAUCUAACCCAAUCAAGGUGGAAGCUACUGGAAAACCUUCAGUGGCAGGAGAGGAGCAGAAUACAGAUACCCACCAAGGUCCAGACUCAUCCCGGAGCUGAGUGGCUGCUCGCUGGCUCUCUGCUUUGGCCCAACGUAUUUUGGGACAGUCGGAACAAGACACUGGCUUACAAUUGCUUCGGAGUUCAAAACUGAGGUGUUGGUUGAUGUUCCUCGGUGAUAUUUGAGGACUGAGCGACCUGAUAGGUGCCGUCCUGGAGUCAACAGCCACCACCACUUCUGGUCCCUAUGUUCCUUCAUCCUGCCCCAAAAUGUCUUUUUCUUCUCCCCUGCAUUGGUCUUAGAUGAAGUUCAUCAGUUACAUACAUACAUGUAUGUUGCCUUUUUGGUAGCUUCUUUUGAAAUAUUUUGGGCUUUCAAAUUUUAGUAAAUAAUGUUUUAACAGUAGGAAAAAGUAUGUUUUCUCCAUAUAUGCUGUAUGGCAGACAAUGUGAACCCUGAACACAGGGAAAACUCUUAGGACAUUGUUCAUAAAGCAUAAAAUCCCUUUGAAGUCAGGGUCAAGCUGCCUGAUCCGUGAAACAGCCAUCUGUGCUAGGUGAUUUUUCUGUGUGCUUCAACUUUGGGAUGUUUUUAGUGCUGGUGGAAAGUAACAACCAACAGAUUCGAUGCCCAGAAAAGAUGUGCUGCGUAGGUCAACAGGGCAAGUUUCCUUAUCCAGCUUUGGGCUCCAGUCCAAACUUAGAAGGGCUGCCUGUCCAUCAGUCUUUCUCACUUCCAGAACCUAUCCGAUCUUUUGAUUCUCUUUUGCAACUUCCAGUGUGUGGCUACCGAGUGCCACCCGUGAUAGAAAGCAUCCUGGCUUACAGGAAACAGCUCAUUAAUUGUAUGUAGGUCAAAGAAGAGCACUGAGGUGUCACUUGCUGAGAGCCAGCGGCGUUGCCCCUCCUCCGUAGCAUGGGCUUGUUGGCAAACACGACCCCCACAUCCUUUUGAGCCAUGUUGAGGAGCAUUGUUGCCUUUGAAUCCCUUUGAAACUGUUUGUUAGAGCUUGUAUUCCAGGGCAGGCUGCAAUCAUUUGCUGUACCCUGUUUCUUCUCUCAGCAGAGUGUCCCAUCUGGAUGUGAGUGAUUGUGCCUUACUGUAUAUAUAGAUACACGUGCGCCUGUUUAGAGAAUGAGUAUGUGUGUCCCGAGCAAGGGAAUGGCAAUCCGAGGGAGAAACAGAAGAAAUAAA
This is a messenger RNA of Chroicocephalus ridibundus (black-headed gull), 2583 nucleotides long. It is a transcript of the gene RCSD1, whose product is annotated as RCSD domain containing 1. Lineage: Eukaryota; Metazoa; Chordata; Aves; Charadriiformes; Laridae. The coding region runs from base 167 to 1294 and encodes 375 amino acids. The record is from RefSeq and is a predicted model, not a curated record. The transcript has 7 exons.